Molecule: messenger RNA, 3085 nt
Organism: Coregonus clupeaformis (lake whitefish)
Lineage: Eukaryota; Metazoa; Chordata; Actinopteri; Salmoniformes; Salmonidae
Product: suppressor of cytokine signaling 2-like
Exons: 3
Coding region: 710-1315 (201 amino acids)
Biological process (GO): intracellular signal transduction; phosphatidylinositol phosphate biosynthetic process
Cellular component (GO): phosphatidylinositol 3-kinase complex
Molecular function (GO): 1-phosphatidylinositol-3-kinase regulator activity
Source: RefSeq, a predicted model, not a curated record
AAAUGGUUGCGCUCGACACCACGUGACGGGAUUCCUGGAAAGUUCUUGGAAAUCGGUCUUUUGUGUAUUGGUGUGGGUUUAAUGGGGAUUUGGUUAUUAAAAACACAUACCGAAGGAAGGUGAUUCAACGGCGCAGAAAAGACUGUCAUUGGGAUCUGUACCAAAAACAAGACAAGCUGGUUUGGUGACUUUCUGCAUGGUAUUUUACAUCUUAACAUUACCAGCAGCGAGCGAGUCUUGCCAAAUCGAUUUGCCUCGGUCGCGAGACAUUGUCAUCGCCUGGAAAAUAUUCUGAGUUUGUUUGCCAUCUCGCCAAAUUGCAAACGGAUUGAUUAGCCCGCCAGAAGAUAAAUAAUACGACAUGGAAAACUCUAACUAUGUGAUCUGUCAUCUUUCAAUUUGAUCGACAUGGCUAAACUAGCUAGCCGUUCCCUGGAAGUGUAUAGCUAAUGAGCGGUUUUGUGCUUUGUUUAUUAAUCUUAGUCCCCUUUCUUUAGGGAGAAGUGCGUAUUUGAAUGAUCAUCGGUAGUCGUUUGGUGCUGGAUCCACUCGCAAAUAGGACGAUACAUUCAUUCAUAAAAUUCAAGAAGAAACUUGCAGAAGAAACUGGUCUUUCGACUGUGGGGCAACUGCCUGUCUUUUGGGGAAUAUUUUUGCAUUUGUCGGAUGUCUUUUGGCCUACGGCUGGGCAAUUUCGGGUGGUUCCCCAAUGACCUGCCACUCACCCGAAUCCACGGAGACCGUCGAAAAUGAGAGAAGAACGGAUACGGAGUCACGAGUUGUAGAUUCCGAUGAGAAUCGCAUCGCUCAGGCCAUGAAAGACCUUAAAAAUACAGGCUGGUACUGGGGCAGCCUGACCGCCAACGAAGCCAAAGAGAUUCUCCAGGAUGCAUCAGAGGGAACCUUCCUGGUGCGAGACAGCUCCCAGAGGGACUACCUGUUCACCAUCUCUGCCAUGACCUCCGCCGGCCCCACCAACUUGCGCAUCGAGUACAAGGAGGGCAAGUUUAAACUGGACUCGGUGGUGCUGAUCAAGCCCAAGCUCAAACAGUUUGACAGUGUGGUGCACCUGGUGGAACACUACGUGCAGCUGUCCAGGACUACCAGUAAAGGGGCGUCGUCAGGGGCGUCGCAGUCCCUGGCCCCACCCAACGGGACAGUUCAGCUGCUCCUGACCAAGCCUGUGUACACUGCCGUGCCCUCUCUACAGCACCUGUGCCGGAUCGCCAUCAACAACGCCACCAGGCAGGUGCAGGAGCUGCCUUUACCCAACAGGCUGAAGAACUACCUGACGGACUACAGCUACAAUGUAUAGUAGGACUACAAAUCCCAGGUGUGGUGUGGGAUGGGACAGACUACACUCGCUUUUAUGAGUAGUGGGAUAGCGAUCAGUGCAGCUGCCAUGUAGUGGCAGUCAGACUAUCACCCAGUCCGAAGUCAACCUUUAGCCCCAACCACUAGGCAUGGCUUGACGGCCCUCGUACUUCUGGAAGGGUUGCUGUUGAGCAAUAUGGUUAUAGAUCCAAGUCAACUAGUCCUCAGGAAGCUAGGUGAAAUUUCUCUCAUACUACUACACCCUUCCAGUUCCAUUAGCGCUACAGUUGUUCAUCAAAAAGGGCCUAGGAGUUGGAGCUAAGGGUUGAUUUCAGAAUGGGCAUGUCCGCUACAGAACUUGGUGUGGGUACACCUAGGUCAUGUUCAUAAUCUCUGAAACAGGAGCAAAUGUUUUCAAGCCGCGGUGGUAUACCCUACCUGCAGACCAGCUCAGGUAAACAGGGUUUCAGACCCUUCUGAACGAGACCCAGGAGGGAUGGCAGUUGGCACGCACCUUUUUUUGUUCUCUUUUCAAAGCUCUUUGUUGCUUUAUAGACUCUGCCUCUCAUGUCUGAGACAUGAGCAUCUGACACGGUGUCCACUUUUGUUCUGAAUUAUGUUUUCGUUUGUUCAUAUUCUAUAUUUUCUUUUUUUUUGUUCUGUAAUCAUAAGAAGGGGCAGUGUUGGGGAGUAGUGAGCUACAUGUAGUGCAACUAGUCAUGUAACUACAUUUGUCAGUAGCUUGGUGGUAGUUGAACUCAAUUCUAAUCUUGGUAGUGUUUUCAGUUUAUUAAUUAUUUUGCUAACUACUGGAACUACACUACUUUAUUUUUUAAUGGUUAAUUUGGCAUGAACUUCCUUUCUUUUUCGGCAUCAGACCUGCCUAAUUAUCACUUUAAAGUGUUUUUGUUUAAUAGGCAAAAUUAUUAUAAUUUGACUCCAGAGUGAUCUGUUCAUGCAAUUUGUAGUCUGACAUUUCAGAUUUUAGAUAUAAUUUUUCACGUAGUUAUUUGGAUGUAGUGAACUACUUUUUCAAAGUAACUUUAGUUAAGUAAGCUAUAAGUGUAGCAUAACUUCUUCCAGUGCAAAGUAAUUGGUAACUUGGUAAACUAUAUUUUCAGAGUAGCUUCCCCAACACUGAGAAGGAAGAUUAUUUUAUUUUUUUCACCCAGUUCAGAUUUUUUUCUGGUAAAAAAGCACAAGCAAUAUACAGGCUUCAAAUCUGGCGUUGGUUUCUCUCACUUUGUCUCGCUCUGCCUCCUCCUGCUAAGAGGUAAAAAAUUAUUGAUUUCAGUAAGUUCUCAGUCCUGGAUGUUGCUUCCACUGCGAAACAUCAAUACUUCAUCACUGCAUUGUCCUUCAAUAGAAAAUGCCCUUGAGCAAGUCAAUGCUCACACCUCAGAACUAGACCUUGGUUAGACAGACAGGCUGUAUCUAACAUCUAGCUGAUACAGCUGUGAUAAAAGAAGGAAUUACAUUUCCAAGCGCAUAUUGGAUCAACGUGAAUCUUAUUUUCAUCAAUAUUUUUGGAAGUAUAUAUUGACUGUGCUACUGUGUUUUCUAGAAAAAGAACGUAACAAAGUUACAAAAAUAAACUCUGAAAGCAUGCUUUAUCAUUGCCUCUAUUCUGCGAUUUGGGAGGCAAUAAUGAAUGUGAUGUUGGGGUGUCGUGGCGCUCCUGUGUAUUGUUCGACUCAAUCUACAGUACAUACAGUUGAAGUCGGAAGUUUACAUACACUUAGGUUGGAGUCAUUAACUUGUUUUUCAACCA